AUGUUCUCGCUCGGUCGCUUUGCUGGCCGGGCCGCCCCCAGCCUCCGGGCGGCCCUGGUGACCCCGAUGCGCCCGGCUGCCCCGGCCGCCAGCCUCAGCCUGCGUGCCGGGCUGCUGGCGGCCGAGGCGCCGCUGCUGGCCGCUGGCCGUCGGGCUGGCCUCCUCGGGGCCAUGCGUCCUCUGGCCCGGGCCCCGGGUGGCAGUCCCACCACGCUGCUUCGCCGGGCCAUGACCACGUCGGCUCCGGCGGCGCCGGCCGAGGCGGCUGCGACCGGCACCGGCCGCUGGUCGGCUCUGAUGGGCGGCGUGCCGCGCGGCUCCGAGCGCCGCGCCGCCGCCUACAUGUUCACGGUGGCCGGCUUGACCUUCAGCAUCAUUGUCAUCGGCGGUCUGACGCGGCUGACCGAGUCCGGCCUGUCGAUCACCGACUGGCGCCCGGUCACCGGGACCCUGCCUCCGCGGUCGGAUGCCGAGUGGGAUGCCGAGUUUGCCAAGUACCGCGCCUCGCCGGAGUACCGCCUGCAGAACCACGGCAUGUCCAUGGAGGACUUCAAGUACAUUUUCUGGUGGGAGUGGGGCCACCGCCAGGUGGGCCGGCUGAUUGGCCUGGCCUGGGCCGCGCCGCUGGCCUGGAUGGCCGCCCGCGGGACGGUGGUUCUCCGGGACGCCGGCCGCAUGACCCCCUUCGGUCGGCAGGCCCUGGCCAUCGGCACCCUCAUCGGUGCCCAGGGGCUCAUGGGCUGGCUCAUGGUCAAGUCCGGCCUGGAUGAGCGCCUGGUCGAGGAGGAUCGCGUGGCCCGUGUGAGCCAUCUCCGCCUGGCCGCGCACCUGGGCCUGGCCCUGGUCAUCUACGGGGUCUCCCUGUGGAAUGGCUUGUCCCUGCUGCCGAGCACCGCGGCCAAGAACCUGUACUCGGCCGUGCGCGACCCGGCCGUGUGGGGCCCCCUCCGGUCGCUCAAGCGCAAUAGCCACCAUCUGGCCACCCUGGUCGGCGUGACCAUCCUUUCCGGGGCCCUGGUGGCUGGCCUCCAUGCCGGGCGUGUGUACAACGAGUUCCCCACCAUGGGGCCGGGCCGUCUGGCCCCGGCGGACUACCUGCUCCCGGUCGAGGACGAGCCGAACCCCGUGCGCCGGGUGCUGGACUCCGCCCCGGCCACCCAGUUCCACCAUCGUGUCCUGGCCACCACCACCCUGGCCGCCGGGUGUGGCCUUGUGCUGGGUGUGGUCCUCCGCCGGCAGUGGCACCUCCUGGCCAAGCCCACUCGCAAUGCCAUGCUCCUGCUGUCUGGUGCCCUGGCCGGGCAGUUCACCCUCGGCAUUGCCACCCUGCUGAUGCAUGUCCCCACCCCGCUGGCCAGUGCCCAUCAGGCCGGUGCUGUGGUCGUCAUGUCGGCCGUCCUCCGGCUAAUGCACACCCUGCGUAGUGUGUCGCGCAAGCUGUGA
Messenger RNA from Fonticula alba, 1443 nucleotides. RefSeq lists its product as hypothetical. The transcript has a single exon. The record is from RefSeq and is a predicted model, not a curated record. Gene Ontology annotation, cellular component: mitochondrial inner membrane. Lineage: Eukaryota; Rotosphaerida; Fonticulaceae. Bases 1 to 1443 code for a protein of 480 amino acids. Gene Ontology annotation, molecular function: oxidoreductase activity, acting on NAD(P)H, heme protein as acceptor. Gene Ontology annotation, biological process: heme A biosynthetic process.